Molecule: messenger RNA, 1788 nt
Organism: Peronospora belbahrii
Lineage: Eukaryota; Oomycota; Peronosporomycetes; Peronosporales; Peronosporaceae
Source: the annotation of a GenBank genome assembly
AUGGAAAAUAUUGACUCGGUUACAACAGCGAAGGACUUUGGCGCUGCUGCGUUUCAGAUCCGCAUGGAAAGUCGGCGCUAUGUUUUACGUGCUGCGUCGAAAGACAUGAUGCACGAAUGGCUCUUUAAUUUUCAGAAAUCAAUUGCAAGUAUAGUGUCGGCUCUGUCGCGAACGCAGGCGGAAUGUCGACCGAAUCGACCUUGUAAUAGUCUGUCUCGAAGACAAAGCAUGUCCCGCGUAAAUCGAAGUGUAUCAUUCGACCACCAGGACUACAUGGACCAAUUUCCAAUUGCAGCCUCCGUCGAUGAUUUUUAUCGUGGCCGCGCAAGUGGUGCAUUCUUUGCGUCAACGAGCUUUUCAGACGAUUCGACUGGUGGCGAUGGUUCCUUGUCGUCUCGAGCUAGUCCUCGGCGAGUGACUAGUCCAUUGGCAUAUGGUGGGCUUGGACCGCGAAGUCCAUUAAUGUUUGCUCUGGAUCCGAUGGAUGACGUACCCGAGCACCAAACGCCCCCAAUACGGCGAAGCUCGAUCGUCGAAUUGGAAGAAGAGAGCUUCAAUCACGAAGACGGAGACGAUAAAGUUGCAGAAACAACGUCUGAACCGAGCCGGCUUCACAAUCAUCUCUGCCGGUUUAUUUGUCUUCCCCCACCGGAGCCAGCACCGGCUCCAACUGCUGGUCGUUGGGUGCCCCGUCACCAAAGAGAAGGCUUUGCUGAGAUGCAGCCUAUUGAGUCAUUCUCUAUCAAGCCAAAAGACACUUUUCAUGAAAAUUUCAUCGAAGACAGCUCAAGCUAUUCUACCGGUGAUGAAGUUCACGGGGUUACGUCGCUGUUAGGGGUGCGGUCUGCAAUGGAGGAUGUUUGUUGUUGCAUUCCAGACCUUAACGCACAGUUGAAGUCCGACCAACCUCAUCAGCAAAAGCAGUCGUUUUACGCUGUAUUUGAUGGCCACAGUGGCGUAAGGGCUGCGACAUUUUCUAACCAACGACUCGUGCCUUAUUUGACUUCACAUGAAGCCUUUAAUGUCGACACCCGUCUAGCCUUUGAGGAAUGCUUUGCGCAAAUUGACAAGGAGUUUUUACAAAAGGCUGAAGAGGAGAGUUUGGAUGACGGCACCACCGCAGCGGUGGUAUUGAUUCGGGGAAAUCGCCUUAUUACUGCGAACAUAGGAGACAGCAGAGCGGUUGUGAGCAUUGGUGGUCAAGCACUGGAUAUUAUUGAAGAGCAGACACCUGGACGUGCAGAUGAGCGGAAGAGGAUCGAAAAUCAAGGAGGUUGGGUGAAUGAAGAGCGUGAGCUGCAGUUGUCCAAGCUACAUUCGAUGGAUCUAAGUGACCCAGAAAUUCAACAGAAAGCCGAACGAGUAGUGAAAUGGGUAACAAUCUACCGAGUAAACGGCGAGCUUGCUGUCUCUCGCGCCAUUGGUGAUAAUGACUAUAAGGGUAAAGCAUUAUCAAAAUACGAGUAUUGGGCGUUUCCUGAGGGACACGACCGCGUAUUUCAUGGUGAUUUGGUCAUAUCAAUUCCCGAGUGUCAGGAAAUCGAAAUUACACCCGAAUUUGACUUUCUCAUUCUUGCGUGUGACGGGCUGUGGGACACAAUCAGGAGCAAGGAGGCUGUAAAAUUUGUCGCCGACAGGCUGAACGAAGGUUACUCGGCCACGCAAGCGAGCCAUUCCCUGGCAAACUUGGCGAUCCGGUCAGGCUCGUCCGACAAUGUUUCUGUCGUUAUUGUACUGCUUAACACCGAGCAAACGCCCAGCUCAAUAGAUGCAUCUUCAACGCAGUAA